AUAAGAGGGCAUUCACAUGCAGGCCACAAUGCUACGGUGCAAAAGAUGAAGCAAUGUAGUCCUCACGUGCAGUUGUUGUGGUACCUUAUUUGAGAGCGAUCCAAUGAGACCAUUCUACGUGCACGAGGGAAAAGCUGAGGGACUGCGCGAAAUACUGACCUACUUUCAUGGCGUAUUAACAGCAGCCUAUACUUCAGCAAGCACAAAAUCAACAGGAACUUGCAAGUUGCACACAACCUUUGUUGUGUAUUUAUUUGUUAGCCACUUAUUUCGCUGCUUGCUCAUGUGAGACUUCACUGACGUCGAAACAGCACACUGUGAAGCUGAUCUGUGAUGGUCUUCCUGUGGCCAGCCUCUGCGUCUUUGAGAAUGAACACCUUGCUGUCCACACCAGCAAUAUAUUGCACUAUUCUGCAGCUUUCAGAGCACAACUUUGUCCCUAUUUGUGCAUGGACAUCAUGUUCAUUGUUCCUGAAGUUCCUUAACAAGCCACAUUUCUGUUGGUCCUUUGAGAAUCGGCAGCACGACUUACCGUCCUCAUCUCCUAUUGCAAAGCCUGCACUUGCUGUUAGCCAUCACAGUCACUUCAUUAUGCAUUUCUUGAUUACAUAGGAUUGACAUAGCAUACACUCCACUGUUUUAACUUGAUUGUUGUUUCUGGCAGCCUCCACAAGAUACAAAAUUGUAAAAUUCCCCAAUGAGGACAACCAGGUGGCAGUCGUGCCAUCCACAUGGGUGGUCGGCACAGAAUGUUUUUGGCCACACCAGAGAAGGAGGAGAAAAAGGUGGGAUUCUAUGUAAGGAAAAACAAGCCCCCUGGAAUGCACUGGCGAUUUCUGGAGUGUGAGGAAAUGGAAGCAUAUGAAAGCUGUGAGGAGGCACGAAAAAUGCUCCCCAUUGCCACAAACACCUCUGACCUCAACGGUGAGCUGGAGUGCGGAAGGGGAAAAAGACGCAGAAUCAGAAGGUUGCCGUCCGACGAUGAUAGCCCUCCGCCUGUCACACCUCCCCGCCGCCGCCAACCAACAUGCAAUGAAGGCCAUGCAGCCAGCAAAAGGCACACCCAAAGGAGGAAGCAUCUUCCUCAACUUUCGGAUGAGGAGUACUCACUACCUGCAACCCCGCCUCGAACUCUUCGUAAACAAAAACACACAAAGGAUGUGCAACGUUCAAGCUCCUAGCCAAGCCUGUUUCAUUUGGGAGGUUCAAGUAGAGAAGGCAGACAGAGUACAAACUGGAAACCUGCCAGCAGAAUGCUUGGAAUAUCUUCUGAGUUGCCAACUAGCCAGUCAAACCUUUGUGAAUUGGACUGCAGCAAUGAGUCUGGAAAACCCAGCAGUGACGGUGACGAAUCACCUGGAGCUUAACAUAUCUGCGCGCCUGGAAGAACACAAAACCUUUCUGGAAAAAGGUCCUCCGCACUUGUUAAGUGCACAGAGUCAGGGCCUCCUGGGAGUUGCACCACUUCAUUUGCACAGCCAUCAACCAACACCACAGAGUUGGAGAAGAAAGUGCUGCGCAGCCUCCACAUCAUGUCGUUGCGGCUUCUAGAGCACUCCGACCAGCUGGACAUAAUGUUAUCAUGUUUGCAAAAACACAAAGAGACAGACGAGUCAAACAUCAUUACACGUCCAUUUGGUGAUGUUGAAAGUUUCAUGAAGUUUGAUGAAGAACUGCAACACUCUCACAAGAAAAAGGAACAGCUGUGCUUUUCAGAUCGAAGGGAAUAGUGACAGCUUUAGUUAAUACCUGGACCUUCUCUUCAUAUACGAAGCGAAUAGUCAUGAAACCGAACAGUACUAAUGAAGAGACACAGUGGUCACACAAGCUGCUGCAGCAGCGACAGAUGAUAAAAAUUGGGGCCACAAGCAGUGGAGACAGAGCCAGGUGCACCCUCUACAAGAUAAUUGCAGAUGAGGUGGCACAGCAAUUCAACUGGGCAGGGGCAGGCGGCAAAAUGAAGUUCAGUUCAUUAGAGUGCUGCAACGCGAUGUGUAGUGCUAUCAGCAAAGCAACAAAUGAAGGGACACUCGCCGAAGUAGAGAAAGCAAUACAAACGUGGCUGAGGCAUGCACGUGAAAGGCUGAGCAAGAAAGCAGCAAAACAGCGUGCAGCAUAGUGGUUCUACUCCUCCAACCUCAUCAAGAGAGUUCAGGAAACACUGAAGAGCUUAGUGCAGCUGGACUGAAUGGUUUUCACAUUGUUCUCACAUAUUUUCAAGUUUUUGCAUGUAUGUAUGUGUAUACACAAGUCCCGCAAUGCAUCUGCAUUUUUUUAUAGCUUGGAAAACGUGAAGCCAGGGGCUUUUUCUGCUUUAUUCUUAAGCGUGCUGCAAAAAUUUGUUUUGUGAAAAGUGAAGUGAAAUGUUCAGGAAACACUGAAAAAUUUUUAUGCAGCUCUUAUGUUGUACCAAGUGGAUCUUGUAUUGUUUUUCCGUACUUUUACUACAAUUUUGAAGAUCUGUAUGUGUAUAUGCGGUUUCUGCCGCAUAUAUACUUCUGUGAUAUUUAUAGCUCAGAGAACAUAUGUCAAGCUGUGUGGUGCACUAGUCAUUGCCUUGUAGUAUCAUUAAAGCCGGACAAUUUUGAUUUCUGGAGGUAAGGAAGAUUUCAUUGGCUGUAGUAUGGGAUAGGAUGUGUGACGAAAGUAAAACAAGAAAAUGAGUGUGCUGGUCCUGCCUUUCCAAAGGUAACUGCUACUAACACUGUGCCUUGAUCCAUCUCUCUAUGACAGUCACACGUACGUCGACCACUGAGUGCACAGAAAAAGUGGACAGUGUCCAGCUUAGCAGCGCCAGUCAAUUUCCUACCCUGAAAUCAACAUACCUGAAUGUAAUUAUGCAGCAUACAUCCUAAUUCGUUAUACUAUACAGUGGUCAGUUCCACAAAUUCUACCAGAGACCAGUUCCUCAGAAAAAGUUUCUCUCGCAGGUGAGUUCACCUAGGAGUGCCUUCACACACCUCGCCCCUUUGGCAGCAUGCUUUCCCCCGUUCUCUCACACCCAUUACCUCUGGCUAAGGAAGUGCACUUCAUGUUUACAUUUCGUUCUGAGUGAUGAUGGAUAACCAUUUCAGAUGUUUCCAAACCGCCUGCUGCCAGAGUACACCUUCUAUUACACAGAUCCAAGUUUUUGUUGCCCUUGUGAGACAUCUGAAACUGCUAUCCGUCAUCACUCAGAACCAAAUCCAAGCAUGACUUCUACUUCCUUAGCCAGCGCGGCUGUAGUGCAUUCCUAGCAACGGGCGAGAAAUAACAGGUGAAAAGCAUGCCGGGAAAGGAGCAAGGUAUGCGAAAGUUACUAACAGGUAAGCCAUGGAGGUGCCUGGAGAUGGCGUGUCCAUCGCUGACGAAACUUUCUGUGAGAAACUAGUCUCUGGAAGAACUUGAGAAACCGACCGCUGCAUAUUAAUAAUGGAUUACA
Molecule: messenger RNA, 3421 nt
Organism: Ornithodoros turicata
Lineage: Eukaryota; Metazoa; Arthropoda; Arachnida; Ixodida; Argasidae
Exons: 11
Coding region: 862-1551 (229 amino acids)
Source: RefSeq, a predicted model, not a curated record